AUGCAACUUGGUGUUUGUGAAGCUUCUGUCACUACUACUACUACUACUACUACUACUACUACUACUACUACUACUACUACUACUACUACUACUACUACUACUACUACUACUACUACUACUACUACUACUACUACUACUACUACUACUACUACUACUACUACUACUACUACUACUACUCACACUACCACUACUACUACUACUACUCACACUACUACUACUAUUACCUUUUUGCUUAUAUAUUUUGUCUUGUGUAUCUUCAUGAAUUUCCCAACAACCUCCAGAGAAUAA
This is a messenger RNA of Heterobilharzia americana, 288 nucleotides long. NCBI's taxonomy places the organism in Eukaryota, Metazoa, Platyhelminthes, Trematoda, Strigeidida, Schistosomatidae. The record is from the annotation of a GenBank genome assembly.